Molecule: messenger RNA, 401 nt
Organism: Podarcis lilfordi (Lilford's wall lizard)
Lineage: Eukaryota; Metazoa; Chordata; Lepidosauria; Squamata; Lacertidae
Source: the annotation of a GenBank genome assembly
AUGGCGAGGGGGGCGGAGGGCGGCGCGGACGCGCAGGGGGAGGAGGAAGAAGAACGCGUCGCUGGCUGCCGUUUAGCUUCCUUUCCUGCCACAGCAAAGAAAAGGGGGGUGGACAAGGCGCGCGAGAGAGGGGUGAGAAUCUGAUCUCUUUAAGACCCAGCGGGAAUUUUCUCUCGGGUUUGCCCCCCCUCCCUUCUCUCUCUCCCCUCCUCUCUUCCCCCAACCUUAUCAUUAUUAUAUUUUUAAUUUAUUUUCUUUAGGAGCGACAGGCUGCGCCGUUCGCAGAAGCGCCGGGUCUCCGCCACCAUCGGGCUGCAAAGACUGAGAGAGCGACCAGAAACAAGAGGAGGAAGAAGAAGAAGAAGAAGAGAGGGAGGCAAAGGGAUGAAGGGGAGGCGUAA